CUCUAAACGCAGGUGGCGGGAAGAGGGGGGACAUGUGUCUUAUUUAACUUGUGGUAUCUCAGUGACAUUUCCUCUGGCAUUGAUGACUGAGUGUGACACUAAAAUAUUUCCUGUGGAUGCUGUCAAAAAUUCAGAAACAGUAGAAAUAAAACCAAGGAAUCACGGAAGUAGUAAUUAGUGAAGAUUCAAAGAGACAGUUCUCGAACCGGGAGCACUCAAACUAAUGAGGCUCAGGGGUAUAUUGUUAAAGCAGCUUAUACAGUGAGAAGGCAGUGGCUGCCUUCAUAGUGAUUGGUUAUAGGAUUAACAUUUUCUUAAAUGAUAGGGAAUUGAUUAGUUGUUAUCUCGGAUCAACCUUGGGAGAUGGUUUAAUUUUUCACUUAUGAUUUCCAGAGGCAUAAAUGAGAAACACCCCAGGUUAAGUUGGUUUUUACAAAACAAGCUAAAUUAAGCUUUGCUUGCUUGACUAAACUGGUUUUGUCUGCUCAGAGUUUUCAAGGCUAGUCUCUGUUUUUGAUUUUAACAGUGCCUAACUAUACUUCAGACUGACUAUACUUAAGACUGACCUGCUAUAGCUCAAUUUCUGAAGAUAUUUUAUAUUGAGAUAUCUUAAUAUUAAAUCAUGUUAUUUGGAGAAGGAAUUUAUGAGCGGUUUUUAAACAGUAUAUUCAAAGAAGUAAACCCCAGAUAGUAGGAGGAAAUGGUUAUAGAUUAUAUUCUUUCACAAAGUCAGAGUUAACCCUUGCUUUCAAUCUCAGCAAACCAGAUUCUGCACUGUUUGCAAGGCACUUUGCUAGGCUACAUGAAUACAGAGCUGAAGAGACUCAACCCCUUCCCUGUGGGAGAACCUUACAGUCUAGAGAAGGAGAACUGUAUAUCCUUGAAGUGAAGAAAUGUUUAUGAAGAUAAAGAAUUAGAAGUCCUUGGUUUACUCUACUUAAAUAUCUUUUAGUGAUAUGGCUAUUCCAAACUCCUUAGCAAGAUAAAGAAGACCCUGCCUGUCUUUCCAGCCUAGUCGUGGCUUCAGAAUUCUACAUUAGGAAGAGCAUAAAGUUGGCAGUCUGGAAAGAAAUUUGGAUCUCCAAUUCAAUUCUAGAAUGGCAUCUAUUUCAGCUCUAACUGAGGAAUUGGAUUCUAUAUCCAAUGAGCUACAUGCAGUAAAUGUUCAAAUUCAAGAACUUCUGGAAAGACAACAAGAGCUUACUCAGAAAAAAAACAUCCUAACAAACAGAAUAAAGCAGUGUUUAGAGGAUUCUGAUGCUGUGAAAAGCAGUGAAUGUGAUUCUUCCUCACCUGCCUCUUGGAAUAAAGAAGAUUUUCCAUGGUCUGAUAAAGUUAAAGAUGUUCUGCAAAAUGUCUUUAAAUUGGAGAUGUUCAGACUGCUUCAGCUUGAAACUAUUAAUGUAACAAUGUCUGGAAAGGAUAUAUUUCUUGUUAUGCCUACGGGAGGAGGAAAGAGCUUAUGUUACCAGUUACCAGCAUUAUGUUCAGACGGUUUUACACUUGUGAUUUGCCCAUUGAUCUCUCUUAUGGAAGACCAAUUAAUGGUUUUAAAACAAUUGGAAAUUUCAGCUACCAUGUUAAAUGCUUCUAGUUCUAAGGAGCAUGUGAAAUGGGUUCAUGCUGAAAUGGUAAAUAAAAACUCCAAGCUAAAGUUAAUUUACGUGACUCCAGAGAAAAUUGCAAAAAGCAAAAUGUUUAUGUCAAGGCUAGAAAAAGCCUAUGAAGCAAAGAGACUCACCCGAAUUGCUGUGGAUGAAGUUCACUGCUGUAGCCAGUGGGGUCAUGAUUUCAGACCUGAUUAUAAGGCACUUGGUAUCUUAAAGAGGCAAUUCCCUAACACAGCACUAAUUGGGCUGACUGCAACUGCAACAAAUCAUGUUCUGAAGGAUGCUCAGAAAAUAUUGUGUAUUGAAAAGUGUCUUACUUUUACAGCUUCCUUUAAUCGGCCAAAUCUUUAUUAUGAGGUUCGACAGAAGCCCUCAAACACUGAAGAUUUUAUUGAGGAUAUUGUAAAGCUCAUUAAUGGGAGAUAUAAUGGGCAAUCAGGAAUCAUAUAUUGUUUUUCUCAGAAGGACUCUGAGCAAGUUACGGUUAGUUUACAGAAACUGGGAAUUCAUGCAGGUGCAUACCAUGCCAAUAUGGAACCAGAAGAUAAGACCAAGGUCCAUAGAAGAUGGUCAGCCAAUGAAAUUCAGGUAGUGGUGGCAACGGUUGCAUUUGGUAUGGGAAUUGAUAAACCAGAUGUGAGGUUUGUCAUUCAUCAUUCAAUGAGUAAAUCUAUGGAAAAUUAUUACCAGGAGAGUGGACGUGCAGGUCGAGAUGACAUGAAAGCAGAUUGUAUUUUGUAUUAUGGCUUUGGAGAUAUAUUCAGAAUAAGUUCAAUGGUGGUGAUGGAAAAUGUGGGACAACAAAAGCUUUAUGAGAUGGUGUCAUACUGUCAAAACAUAAGCAAAUGUCGUCGUGUAUUGAUAGCGCAACAUUUUGAUGAAGUGUGGAACUCAGAAGCUUGUAACAAAAUGUGUGAUAAUUGCUGUAAAGACAUUUCAUUUGAAAGAAAGAAUGUAACAACCUACUGCAGAGAUCUAAUCAAGAUCCUGCAGCAGGCAGAGGAAAUGAAUGAAAAACUCACUCCACUGAAACUGAUUGAUUCUUGGACGGGCAAGGGUGCAUCCAAACUGAGAGUAGCAGGUGUUGCUCCUCCGGAACUUCCUCGUGAGGACCUGGAGAAAAUUAUUGCACACUUUCUUCUGCAGCAGUAUCUUAAAGAAGACUACAGUUUUACAGCCUAUGCCACCAUUUCAUAUUUGAAAAUAGGACCUAAAGCCAAUCUUCUGAACAAUGAGGCACAUGUUAUUACCAUGCAAGUAAAGAAGUCCACGCAGAGCUAUUUCAGGAUUGAGUCAUCUCAAAUUUGUCAUUCUGAAGAAGCUAAUAAAAAGAGGGAAGAAAAAAAUUCAGGUAACUUCCAGAAGAAGUCCGCAAACAUGCCUCAGCAAUCUAAGAAUACAGGGGCUAAGAAAAGAAAAAUUGAUGAUGCAUGAGACGAAUGUUUCUAAAUUUUACAAGAAAAAUACAGUUUAUGCAUGUAUGCACUAUUUUUAUAGUUAAUCAAGAGUUUAAAUUUUAAGAUAAUUUCAUUAAUAUUUAAUACAUGAGUAGCUAUAUUUUAAGAACUUCUAAAGUAUUAGCGACUUGAGAAUUUGAAACCUUUUGAAAAUUUAAGAGCAUGAAUUGUAUGAAUUCACAUAUGAGGGAAAGUAAACUUUUUAAAAUGUAAAAACCUUUAAAUGUAAACUAUUUAAGAGAAUAAGUUCAGUUAUCUUAAGCUCUUUAUGCUUUGAUAUACCUAGUUGUAUUUUUUUUCUUUUGACAGCAGUGUUAUUAUACUGAAAAAUUUACAUAGGCUCAUCACAGAAAGCGAGUGAUUUCAUGUUAUAUCAGAUGUGUAAUGCAAACAAAAAAGGAAUAAAGUAUCAAUACAAAUAAUAUUAGCAAGUAAGAUGGCUACUCUAUUUAAGUCAAAUAAAACUAUAAGCUUAAAACCAUAGCCUUAUUUUGACAUUUCACAAUCAAAAGAUGGCUCAGGUCUACUAGCCAGACCAAGUUAGGUUGUCGCCUAAAUAGGUAACAACCUAGCUAAAUUUGCUCCAAAGCUAAAUCACAAAUGAACGUGUCUAAGUUUAAAACAUAGAAAUGAAUAAGUGGUCAGUUUUGUGUUAGAAAAAAAUGUAUUGAUUUCAUCUUUAGACUUUUAUUUUUAAAUACUUUUCCACAAAAAUCAUUAUCAUGUCUGUAUUUUUAACUUCAUUGAGGUCAUCAUUAAAUCAGUGCAGUCAUUUACUUUA
Pteropus alecto (black flying fox) is the source of this 3848-nucleotide messenger RNA. RefSeq names its product RecQ like helicase (gene RECQL). Gene Ontology annotation, molecular function: nucleic acid binding; four-way junction helicase activity; ATP binding. The record is from RefSeq and is a predicted model, not a curated record. The coding region runs from base 1098 to 3044 and encodes 648 amino acids. The transcript has 15 exons. Gene Ontology annotation, biological process: double-strand break repair via homologous recombination. Gene Ontology annotation, cellular component: chromosome; cytoplasm. Lineage: Eukaryota; Metazoa; Chordata; Mammalia; Chiroptera; Pteropodidae.